Molecule: messenger RNA, 6675 nt
Organism: Mobula hypostoma (lesser devil ray)
Lineage: Eukaryota; Metazoa; Chordata; Chondrichthyes; Myliobatiformes; Myliobatidae
Gene: osbpl6
Product: oxysterol binding protein-like 6
Exons: 22
Coding region: 309-2912 (867 amino acids)
Cellular component (GO): intracellular membrane-bounded organelle; membrane; cytosol
Molecular function (GO): cholesterol binding
Source: RefSeq, a predicted model, not a curated record
UGCAGCACAUCAACGCUUCUCGAUACUACGGGGCUGUGCGUCGACUGAAAGGUGUUUUCAGUCAAGAGCAACCGGGAGCCGGUUCAUGUACCGCGACGGUCGGCUGAAGCGUGCUGCCGAUCGGGGCGAAUCAACAUCUGUGCCGCGGUGUGUGUGGUAGGUUGUGCUGGUAUUCUCCCAGUGGUGUUCUUGCUGGUCUGCUGAUGGGAAUAAUGUUAGCUAAAGCACUGAAAUCGAGAUAAUUUCAAAAUUUAAGUGAAGGCCGUAGUGCGACUACAACUGCAUACAGCUCACUACAAACAGUAACCAUGAGCUCUGAAGAGAAAAGCAUGUCACCGGCUCACAAAGUAUCAACUCCCACUCACAGGAGCGGGUCAUCAUCUUCCUCCUCUCAAAGGGAGAGCAGGCCGGAUGGUGACAAUUGGGAAAUCAUCGAAGGAUUAAAAAUUGGACAAACCAAUGUCCAGAAACCAGAUAAACAUGAAGGCUUUAUGUUGAAAAGAAGAAAAUGGCCCCUGAAAGGUUGGCAUAAGCGUUUCUUUGUCCUUGAAAGUGGAAUGCUGAAAUAUUCUAAGACACCAAUUGACAUUCAGAAAGGCAAACUUCACGGAAGUAUUGAUGUUGGGUUGAGUGUCAUGUCAAUCAAAAAGAAAACACAGCGGAUAGACCUAGACACAGAAGAACACAUAUAUCAUCUAAAGGUAAAAUCUCAGGAAGUGUUUGACGCUUGGGUAACAAAAUUGCGUCAUCAUCGUUUGUACCGUCAGAAUGAAAUUGUGCGCUCACCCAGGGAUGCCAAUUUUCAUGUCUUCCCUGCAUCACCAAAACCUGAUCUCUCACCAGCUCUAACUACUGCUGUAUUAGAUGUAAAGCCCCAGCAGAACAAUUUCACACGGCAGCCCUCCAUUCCAUGCAGUACAAGUCUACCUACUUCCUAUAGCAACAGUCAAACCAAAGUUGCAGCAUGGUUGCUGGAAUCUGAAGAGAUGAAUAAAUGUUCAAAAGACCUUGCACAUUGCCAAUCAAGUCUGGUGGAACUCAGCAAACUAUUACAAAAUCUAGAAAUUCUACAAAGGACACAGUCAGCUCCAAAUUUCACUGACAUGCAGGCUAAUUGCAUAGAUAUUACAAAGAAAGAUAAGCGUGUCACCAGAAGAUGGAGGACAAAAAGUGUCAGCAAAGAUGGAAAAAUGCAGCUUCAGGUUCCCUCCGGUGCUACUAUGUCUCCCCUUCGCUUGCACUCUUCCAACCCCAAUCUAUGUGCUGACAUCGGAGAAUACCCAAUACAACCAAGUCCACUAUCAGAGUUCCCUGAUUCCUUCGCGGAGUUCACUAAACUUCAAGAAGAAUUUUGUCUUAUUGCGCAGAAAGUGCAGUGUCUUUUAAAGUCUGCCUUCAACACAGUAGCAAUCGAAAAGGAGAAGUUGAAGCAAAUGCUCUUGGAGCAAGAACAUUCUGGCCACAGUUCUCAGUUCUUCACUCUUAGGAGAACUCUUUCCCAGCCAAGCGACAAGAUUCAUGUCACUAUCCCAUUGUCACAGCAGGACUCUAAUGGGAGCAGGCUCUCUAUGUCUGAAUCAGUUUCGGAAUUUUUUGAUGCUCAAGAAGUACUUCUGUCAGCAAGCUCUUCAGAGAAUGAGGGAUCCGAUGAUGAAUCAUACGUUAGCGAUGUCAGUGACACUAUUUCGGAAGACAAUGCCAGUGUUGCAGAGAAUGCUUCUCGUCGAUUUUCUGAUGGUGAACUCAUGGGGGGGGUGUUUCGAAAUGGCAGACGCACAUGCCUUCCAGCACCUUCACCUGAUACAAGUAGCAUUAAUCUGUGGAACAUUCUGAGAAAUAAUAUUGGAAAAGACUUGUCCAAGGUUUCUAUGCCAGUUGAGCUGAAUGAGCCCCUGAAUACUCUGCAGCAUCUCUGCGAGGAAUUGGAAUACUCCGAAUUGUUAGACAAGGCUGCUGAAACAGAUGAUCCAUAUGACCGAAUGGUUAUGAUUGCUGCAUUUGCAGUUUCAGGAUAUGCUACAACAUAUUACAGAGCCACAUUUAAGCCCUUUAACCCAGUCCUUGGAGAGACAUACGAAUGUAUUCGAGAAGACAAGGGAUUCAGGUUCUUUGCAGAACAGGUCAGCCACCACCCACCCAUUUCUGCCUGUCACUGCGAAUCAAAGAAAUUUGUGUUUUGGCAAGAUGUCAGAUGGAAGAAUAAAUUCUGGGGGAAAUCUAUGGAAAUACUUCCCGUGGGAAGAGUGAAUGUCCUGCUGCCAAAAUAUGGAGAUCAGUUUGAAUGGAAUAAAGUUACCACCUGUAUACACAACAUUCUUAGUGGGCAACGUUGGAUAGAACACUAUGGAGAAAUUACCAUUAGGAACACAAAAAACAAUGCGUGCAUUUGUAAACUAAGCUUCAUUAAGGGGAGUUACUGGAGUUCAAAUGUAAAUGAAGUUCAAGGGUUUGUGAUGGAUCAGGAAGGGAAAGUGGUGCGACGGCUCUUUGGCAAGUGGCACGAAGGGCUGUACUGUGGAGUUCCCCCCUCUGCUAAAUGCAUAUGGAGACCAGGCUCCAUGCCAACAAACAGUGACAUGUAUUAUGGCUUCACUAGAUUUGCAAUUGAGCUGAAUGAAUUGGAUCCUAUGAUGAAAGAGUUCCUCCCACCUACUGAUGUUAGAUUUAGACCAGAUCAAAGAUACUUAGAAGAAGGUAAUAUCCAAGCCGCUGCGUCUGAGAAGCGCAGAAUCGAAGAAUUGCAAAGGGAACGGAGAAGGCAUAUGGAAGAAAGCAAUACUGUUUAUCAGCCUCAGUAUUUUAAGAAAGUUUCUGAAGGUAAUCAAAGAGAAUCCUGGAUGAGCACUGGGAACUACUGGGAACUACGAAAGGAUCCAGGGUUCAGUAAAUUAGAAAUUUCAGCACUCUGGUAAUUUGAAGAAGUAAAGAUAACAUUCUUCACAAGAAAAAAGAAAUUAACUAUGCAUAAGUUAUUGCUGUUUCAAAUCCUAUUGCGUUCCUGUGGUUUAGCUGGUCAUAUGCUAAGGUAUGCCUGUUUAGUAACAGGUAUAAUGAGGAAUAGGCCAUGACCCAGACACUGCUGGUUUACGAUAUUGUUUUCCACUAAAGCUGUGAAUUUUUGGUAAACCAAAAGUUAAAUUUAAAGUGAAUGCACAAUAGGGAUGGCUGUUUGACAGUCAUAUAUUUAUUAAAAUAGUAUAAUCUUAAUGAAGCAUUAACAAUUAUCACAGCUUUUUGCUAGUGUUUCAUCAUUCAUUUUCAUGCCUUAUAAGAACAGCAAAUAUAUUAAAAAAAACAUUUUUAUUCCGAAAACUUACUGAAUCUCAACUAGUUUUUCAAAUUCAAGUUAUCAUAUCAAAAGUUUAUUCCUGAUGUAUUUUAACCUAAUUAUUAAGUUAAUCCCAUUCAACCUUUACAACUACUUCCUUCUACUGUUCAGGCAGCCUCAUUAUUGAUUGACUUCCAUUUGCAUUUCAUGUUAAUUUUUAAAAAUUGCUUUAAAGUAUAUAUUUUUUCAGUAAUAUUUGUUUACUGAUGGAUGUGCAAAUAAAGUCCUACUGUCUCUAACAUCAGCCUUGAAGGUGCAAAUAAUAAAAUUUGUUGACAAGUAAUGCACUCAAGUACACGGAGUAUAAUGAAUUUACUGUCAGUAGACAUUUGUUAGUCAAUUUGGUUUGCUAGAUAUGAGCAAAGUUAGUACAAUAAAAACCUGCUAUUGAAUGCUGUGUUAAUGGAGAUGUUAACUUAAAGGCUAAAUAUGCAUAGAAGCCAAUCCACAAUAGCGCUAAAUGGAAUAGGACUAGAUAUUUCUGAGUGGGGCCAUCACAGCCCAAGCUCAGUGCCUGCGUUUUCGAUCCUGCCUGAACAUGCCUUCUGCAGUUCAGGAAGACCCAUCUUGUGACCCAGACUGGCCUGUAGCCAGUGAUGAGUCAAUAAAUGAUACAAAGCCUCAAGUGAUGCAACAGGGGUGUUGAGGUUGUUGAAUGGGUAGGAUAUUCCCCCUAUCCAAACCUCCUUAGGGUGUGCCCUUGACUGCCAGUAAAGACCUGCCCCUUGCUUUAAAAAGUAAAAUCAACUAAAAGCAUUCUAAAAUUAUAAUUUAUCUUAGUCUUUUUUUUUCCCCUUGAAGUCCUUUAAAUUUAAUCAGAUAAAUGGGCUUACAGGUCAUGUGCUGGUGAUAAGAUCUUGCACAAGGUCCAAGGUCAGAUCCCCUGACAAAUUUCAACAAAAUGGAAAUUGCCAGCAGAACCCAUCAAAAAAGUUAGAUUUCUCCAGGUUGAGCAGAUACCCUAAACUUUACGGCUCUUUGCAGCAGUUCCACAUAAAACCCCAGAAUAAGGUUUCAUAUGAUAGUUUUUCUUACAACAGUAUAAAACCUGAAUGUGUUCUUAAUGCUACAUGCAUUUUCAUUUUAUUUUAAAUUAUUUCUGAAUAACCAUGUUUCCUUUAUCUGGUAUGGUCAUUAGCAUUUUCCUUAAGUUUCAAAGGUGCAAUGUCUCCAACAUAGCAGGCUGAAAUGCGUAUAUGCACUGCAACCUGAUUUUAUGUAAAAGGUAAUGAAUAAUGAGAAAUGUUAAAUUUUGAAGUUCAACAAAUUUGCACAAAAUUAUCUUCAAGUAUUUUCAAGCCUGUGUAGCCAGCUAGCCGAUUGAUAAGUUUAAUCGAUAUACAAUACUAGUUGAUGUUGAAUGCAUUUGUUUAGAUCUUAUGUUUCCUUGUACAAAAGGAACAUUUUAUCAGUCAAUUCAUAAAUACAUUGUACUUUAAAAUGUGGAAUGUUAAGAUCUGUUACUGCAGCAAUUAAGUAACAAUUUUGAUUUUUUAUUGUUUUAAUAAUAAAAUUCCACCUAGCAACAGUUGUCAGCUGAGAACAUUGGUUCCAGAAGAAAGUUGGAACUGGGCUUGUCAGCCAGUUGCUGGGCUGUACUUUUUUGUUUUUUCAUGUUUUGUGGAACAUUGAAUGUUGAUAUAUUUUGUUCAAGUUUGUGUUUUCAUUUUCUCAUACCAUCAAUAUUCCAGUUGCUUAAGCAAGAGUAAAUUUUUUUUUUUGCUUUCUGGCAUUAUGAAAAUAAUAGUACCCAGACUUUACUCAAUUGAACAGAUGCAGACAGAGAUGGCUGCUCUCAGAGAGGAACCGUAAAACUGUAAAUGAAGUGCACACAAACUUAAAAAGCUUAACUUUUCAAAAAAACUGUUAGGACAUUGCACCAUAAAUAUGUCCUUUGUUUGCAUCUGGAUUUCAGCAACUUUUUACAGGUGUAUUUCCAAAGAAGUGCAUUCAGUAGUGAGAAUGUGUAAAUACCAUCAGGUUUUGCCAUUGUAUAAAAGCCAUCUUAAUAUUCUAAAAUCUUUUGUUUAAACAAUACUCAAAAGCGUAUUACUGUUCUUAAUCUGCUGAUAUUACCCAUCUUUAUGAAUAGUGUCUUCAAUUUUAAUACAUCAAUUAAGCAGUCUUUUUUAUCUUGAAAUUACAGGUAUUUGAUUUGAAAUCUAAAUUCAUCUUAGGAAUUGUUACUUGUCCUAAAUAGCAAAACAACAUUAGCUAAAUAGUAAUUCAAUACAUUUCUUUUGGUUUUACUUGACUAUUAACUUUUAUGAACAGUAAUUCUACUGGUGUGCCUUAAGGUUCAUGUGCUGAAAAGUUAAAUCUAUUGAGGUAUAGUCCUAAGGCCAAAAACGGGGAUAUCAACGUAGUGUAUUGGGUUUAAAAUAAUAUUGGUUCUAAUUAAGUAACUUUAUUAGUUUUUCUAAAAAUUUAGUUUCAGAAUAAAACCUCUUCAGUAAUAAGAUAUUAAACAUUUUACUGACCGCAGCUGUCACAGAAUGAAAAUCUUGACGCAGUUCAGCUGGAUAUGUGUAGGCAAGCAGAUUACAAAGCUGUGCUGCAGUCACAUAACAUCUGUUUUAGUAUCCCGUUACAUUUUCAAACAACUGAUAUUUGCAUCAUAUCCUCAUUUUGAUUCCCUUCUCCACCAUAUCCCAAGCUGAAAUUCGUUUUUAUGAAUUAACAAGCAUUAAAAGGGAAGUAUCUUUCAUACUAAAACAUUAGACUUUGCAGAACAAAGUGAACAACUUUGUACCUGUACUAUAUAUUUCAACAGGUGUAUACUUUUCUGUAUAUUCAGGCUGUGCCUGACUUAAAUAGAUAAUGAAUUUUAAUAUGUUUGUUUAGAGGAUUUCACACAGCUGUGUCCGUUGCAAUGUAAAUUCAGUUGCAUGUGCAAAUACAAAUUAGCCUGCUAAUGAAUGUUACUAAUGCCUUACCAAAAGGUCUGCAGUCAUGAUUUAUUGUCUGGUAAGACGAAGAUCUGACUAAACCUGAAAGUGAUGCUUAAAUUGAUAACUGAAGUGCGUAUUUAUAAGAACCCCUGAAGAAGUGCAAUUGUUAACUAAUACAUAUACAUACUUAUAUUCUGCACACUGCUGCUAUUUGUGCUUGUUCUAAUAAAACUGUAUGGCUUCAUUGGAGCUAUUGAUUGUUUCCUCUUCAGUCUUAAUUUGUUCAGUUAAUUAGUUAAUGAGAAAUAGAUCACUGGUUUCUGAUUUUUUUUUGAAAUCUUGCUUCAGAAAACAAUCUACAUUCAAAAUUGUAGAAUUGCAGUAUAAAUAAUAAUUCAGUCUAGAUUCCCAUCUUAGUAAUUCAUGUUGUAUUGUCUUCCUUUUGGGAUAAAGACU